AUGGGUGCGGUGUGGAUGCAAUGGAGUCGCUGGGAUGCGUACGCGUGCACGGGAAGGAUGAACGAGGAGGAACAGAAGAAGAGUAGCAGCCGUCGUGACCGUCGCCGAUCCAGCAGGGACAGGCGGUCGGACAAGAAGGGCAAAAGCAAAAGGCGAUCAUCAGACAAGAAGGGAUCCAAAUCUUCUGGUGAAGCAACACCGGGCCCAGUGCAGCUCUCACAGUUCCUUGGUCGUGACGAUGGCUCCACACGCUACAGUGUCAUAUCUGGCAAGAAGAUUCGCAUGAAGGUGGAUAAGACAAAGGACGACAAGGUAGCUGAAGCCAAUCGUUCUGAGCUGCUGCGCUUCCUGAAUUCAAGCUACGACUAG
Messenger RNA from Closterium sp. Naga37s-1, 369 nucleotides. The record is from the annotation of a GenBank genome assembly. Lineage: Eukaryota; Viridiplantae; Streptophyta; Zygnematophyceae; Desmidiales; Closteriaceae.